This is a messenger RNA of Talpa occidentalis (Iberian mole), 1227 nucleotides long. It is a transcript of the gene TINCR, whose product is annotated as TINCR ubiquitin domain containing. Gene Ontology annotation, molecular function: protein binding. Lineage: Eukaryota; Metazoa; Chordata; Mammalia; Eulipotyphla; Talpidae. The transcript is spliced from 3 exons. Bases 1 to 264 code for a protein of 87 amino acids. The record is from RefSeq and is a predicted model, not a curated record.
AUGGAGGGGCUGCGGCGGGGCCUGUCGCGCUGGAAGCGCUAUCACAUCAAGGUGCACCUGGCGGACGAGGCGCUGCUGCUGCCGCUCACCGUGCGGCCGCGCGACACGCUCAGCGACCUGCGCGCCCAGCUCGUGGGCCAGGGCGUGUCCUCCUGGAAGCGCAACUUCUACUACAACGCGCGGCGCCUGGACGACCACCAGACCGUGCGCGACGUGCGCCUGCAGGACGGCUCGGUGCUGCUGCUCGUCAGCGACCCCAGGUAGUCUGGGUUGGAGCAAGUGGAGCCAUGACCGAAGGAACUGGAGAUGUUGGCUGAAGAAGCAGGCUGGGGUGUGGGACACCUUCAGGAGGCACUUCCUGGGGACUUUGAGCUCAAUCCAGGUGGCUCCAAAAGCUAAUCUCUUCCCAGGAAUGGCUUCCCAGGAAUUUCUUCAGCCACACCCCUGAUAAGGCAAAGGGCCAUUCAUUCCUGUCCCUCCUGGAGGGCACCAGGGGAAUCCAGCAGGAGGACAUGGCUGCAGGUGUUGCUGUCCACAUUGGAGCUGUUAGGAGACAGAGAAGGACAAUUGGACAGAGUUGGGUCUGGAUUGAAAUUGUCUUCUCUCCUCCCUCCUGCUGUUCCAGGUUCUGGGCUCCUGGGGUGGUUAGUGACACACUAUCCUGAUAAGACAAUGCCUGGACACUGCCUUGGACACUCCUGAUGGAGCCCCAGUACCUGACAUUGACAUAGAAUGGUUCCGUCCCAACCCAGGCUGCCCAUAUCGCCAGCUGUGCUGUGUGACCCUGCGGCCAUGUUCCCCUUCUGGGACCCUAAGUGUCCUGUCUGUACUGGGAACCACCACACCACCUUGGGAGGCUCACAUCCGCAGCCAGAAGAUAUCACAUGAAGAGAAGCACAGAGAGGAGCUGAGAGGCACUCAGGGGGCCUUGUACCUUCUCUUGCCCGAGUUAUGUGUCCUGCCUGAAGCGCCUUUCUCACUCCUUUCUGCCGCUCCAGUCCAGCUGGGGCUCCAGACUCCUCCAGGAAGUCUUUCCAGAUUCCCUCGUCCCAAUCUCUCAUCACCUUGUCCUUUUAUGGGCCCCUAUGGGCGGACAGUCUUGGCUGAGGGGGUGCAGCCAGUAACACAAUAAAUCUCCAAUGACCAAAAGUGGAGACUGGGCAACCCCAGCCCUCUCCCAGCUCUCCAGUAUCAGCUGCAUCCAUGAGCUCCCUCCCACCGCUGCAU